Messenger RNA from Rosa rugosa (rugosa rose), 5832 nucleotides. RefSeq lists its product as uncharacterized. Lineage: Eukaryota; Viridiplantae; Streptophyta; Magnoliopsida; Rosales; Rosaceae. The transcript is spliced from 13 exons. Gene Ontology annotation, molecular function: ATP binding; protein kinase activity. The coding region runs from base 464 to 5569 and encodes 1701 amino acids. Gene Ontology annotation, biological process: recognition of pollen; protein phosphorylation. The record is from RefSeq and is a predicted model, not a curated record.
CUACUCGCUGCCGGUUCUUUUCUUCAAGUUGUCUAGUAUUGCCAUUGCCAUUUCCAUCUCCAAAUGAGUUUCAUAUUUCACUAUUGUUAUAUGCCUCUUUGAUUUGCUUAGAUUAUUCUAAGCACUGUUGCUAGCAUAGUUAAACUUAGGACACAAGCUAGCUUUCAUUUUGAUGGGGAUGUUGCCUCAUCUUGGUAUGGCUGGCCUAGCUUCAAUUUAUUUAUUUUUUUGGUGGUGGAGAAGUUGCCACCAGAGUCUUGGACCCUAUGUUAUCGAGUCAAAAAUCUCCACAAGGAGCCUAAAGUUAUGUCAAAUUUGUCUCCCAUGACUUUGAACUAUUGGCAGAAGUAUCAUAGAACUUUCAUCAUGUGUGGCCUAGGUGCUUCACUUCUUUCAAUAGCAGAGCUAUGCUUCAAAAAACUAUUUACUUCAGAGUUUUUUUUCCUGGUAAACAAUUAAACAAAUGGGCAUUGUUUUGUUGUUCUUCCUGUUCAUAUUCAGUUUGCUUCCCUCCCAGUAUACUGCUCAGCUUUAUAACAUGACUCCUUCAAACCCACUAGCACUAGGACAAACUCUAGUCUCCCCUGGCCGCAUUUAUGAAUUGGGAUUCUUCAGUUUGAGUAAUUCCACUAAUAGAUAUCUGGGGUUAUGGCACAACAAUAUAUAUCCCCGGAAAUUUGUCUGGCUAGCCAACAGAGAAAAACCUCUUUCAGUUGCAGACACAUGGGCUAAUCUGAGAAUUAGUAGCAAUGGGAAUCUGGAGCUUGUAGAUGGGAAACAGAACUCUGUCUGGUCAACCAUUGAAGUAUCAUCAUCUAAUAGUACUUCAGCAGUUGCAGUUCUUCUAGACACUGGAAACUUUGUUGUCAAAGAUGAUAUAGGAGCUGAUGAGUUUAUAUGGCAGAGCUUUGAUUGUCCUUGUGACACUAUGAUACCUGGCCAGCUGCUAGGAUUCGAUAGUAAAUCCGGAAAGAGGUAUGUCCUCACUAACUGGAAAAGUGAUAAUGAUCCAUCAAUGGGUAUAUUCUCGUCUGGACUUUCAGCAGAGACACCAUCACAAGUGUUUGUUUGGAUUAACAAUGGAUCAACUCCUCACUACAGAAGUGGACCAUGGGAUAAAUCAAAGUUCAUUGGGGUAGUGGACAAGGAUUCCCAGUGGCAGUAUCUAAGUGGAUAUACUCUAGAGGAUGAUGUGAAGCAAGGAACAAAGUAUUUGUCUUACUAUAAUUUAGUCGACAACAUUACUGGAUACACAGAGAUGUCUUCAGAUGGUUCAGUAAGGCUUAUGUAUUCAGAAAAUGGCAAGAACUGGAGUGCUGUCUUGAAGAUUCCAAAUAAUGCAUGUGACAUUUAUGGAACAUGUGGACCUUUUGGGGUUUGCAAAGCUUCUGAAUCUCCAAUCUGCAUGUGUUUGAAAGGGUUUGUACCAAAAUCGAGCGACGAAUGGAGCAAAGGGAACUGGACUGGAGGGUGUGUGAGGCAAACCAAUUUGUUUUGUGAGAGACAAACAAAUAUCUCAGUCUCAACUACAGGAAAACAAGGUGAUGGCUUUUUGAAGUUGGCAAGGUCCAAAGUACCAGAUCAUCAUGAAUAUAUGUCUUCUUUGGGCGAUGUAGACACAUUUGAAGACUGCAAGAUGGUGUGCCUAAAAAAUUGUUCUUGCUUGGCCUAUUCAUAUGUCAAUAGUAUAGGGUGUUUGCUCUGGUUCAAUUACCUCAUUGAUAUACAGGUGUUUCCCUCUGAUGGAGUAAAUCUAUAUAUUCGUCUAGCACACUCAGAACUAGGUGAAGCAAACCCAAUAAAGUUAAUUGCCAGCCGUACAGUUAUUGGUUUUAUGAGUUUGUUGGCUGCCAUAGUUUUUGGUUUAUACAGAUUGCGUGCCAGUAAAAAGGGUAAGAAAAUGAAAUGGUCUAGAGAAGGUCUUCUAGAAUAUAUAGGAAAACAUGACUGCUCGGAGCUAAAGAUAUAUGAUUUUGAUAGCAUAUUAAUCGCCACAGACAGCUUCAGCUUCAAAAACAAACUCGGGCAAGGAGGCUUUGGCCCAGUUUAUAAGGGAAUGCUACCCGAAGGGAAGGAAAUAGCAGUAAAAAGACUAUCUAGUAGCUCAAGACAAGGUGUUCAGGAGUUCAAGAAUGAGAUGUUGUUGAUCUCCAAGCUUCAACACAAAAAUCUUGUUAGGAUCAUGGGUUGUUGUGUAAAGGAGGAUGAGAAGUUACUUAUUUACGAGUUCAUGCCAAACAAAAGCUUGGAUACUUUUCUAUUUGAUCCGACGAAGAGAGCAGUGCUUGAUUGGGCUACAUGCUUUAAUAUUGUUCAGGGUGUAGCUAGAGGGCUUCUUUAUCUCCAUCAUGAUUCCUAUUUGAAGAUAAUACACAGAGAUAUGAAAGUCAGCAAUAUUCUCUUCGAUGAGAAAAUGAAUCCAAAAAUUUCAGAUUUUGGAUUGGCACGCAUAGUUGAAGGAACACAAAUUCUAGAAAAUACUCAGAGGGUGGUGGGAACACGUGGCUAUAUAUCUCCAGAGUAUGCCAUGGGCGGAAUAUUUUCUGAAAAAUCUGAUGUCUACGGUUUCGGGGUUUUGGUAUUGGAGAUUAUUAGCAGCAAGAAGACUACUGACUUUUAUUUAUAUGACCAACAGCUAGGCUUUCUAGCCUAUGCAUGGAAGUUGUGGAAGGAAGACAGAGGAUUGGAGUUAGUAGAUGAAAUACUGGGUGAUUCAUAUUCCUCAUCAGAAGUAAUGAAAUGUAUGCAUAUUGGGCUUCUUUGUGUACAAGACAAUGCUACGGAUAGGCCUACCAUGACAGAUAUAGCGUUGAUGCUAAGUAGUGAAAUUGAUGGUCCACAACCUAAGGAGCCUUUGUUCACUAUCCCGAAUUCAGUUUCUUAUCCUAAACCACAAUAUGAAAAUAUUGGUUCCUCCAAAAAUGAAGCUAGCAUUACAGUGAUUGAAGGUUCUGCUUCUGAAUUUCAUCAAAAACCAGUUCAUACUCUUCAUUAUUUUGAUGUUCUCACUAUUGCGAUGCCAAUAGGUGUUGGAACCAAUAGUGUUAGUGUUUUAAAUUCCUCCAUGUUCUUCCUAUUCAUCUUCAGCUUGCUUCCCUCACAACAUUGGUCUGAAGUUUAUGAUCUAACUCCUUCACAAUCAUUAGCACAGGAACAAACUCUAGUCUCUCCCGGUCAAAUUUUUGAAUUGGGAUUUUUUAGUCCUAAUAAUUCUGCUAAUAAGUAUGUGGGGUUGUGGCACAAAAGUAUAUUUCCUCGUAAAAUUGUGUGGGUGGCUAACAGAGAAAAUCCCCUUGCAGUUACAGACAGCUUGGCUACUUUGAGGAUUGGCAGCAAUGGAAAUCUGGAGCUUGUAGAUGGGAAGCAGAGUUCUGUCUGGUCAACCAAUGUUUCGAUGUCAACUAAUGGUUCAGCUGCAGUUCUUUUAGACAAUGGAACCUUUGUUCUCAAAGAUGAUAUGGGAGCUGAUUUGUGGCAGAGUUUUGAUUAUCCUAGUGACUCACUUCUGCCAAGCAUGUUGCUGGGAUUUGAUAGUAAUACUCGAAAAUGGAAUUUGUUGACAUCAUGGAAAGGUGAAAAUGAUCCAUCAACUGGGAUAUUCUCGGUUGGAUUGUCAGCACAGAUGCCAACACAAGUGUUCAUUUGGAAAAAUGGAUCAACUCCCCGCUGGAGAAGUGGUCCAUGGGAUAAAUCAAAGUUCAUUGGUGUACCUAAUAUGGAUUCUCAAUAUCUAAGUGGAUUUACUCUAGAUGAUAAUGUGAAACAGGGAACAAGGUACUUCUCCUACAGUUUUUUUGACAAAACUCUUGCAUAUUUGGACAUAUCUUCUGAUGGAAUCUUAACGGUUAUGCUUUCGGAAAAUGGCGAGAAAUGGAGUAUUAACUAUGCUGUACCGACUAAUACAUGUGAAAGUUAUGGAGCAUGUGGACCUUUUGGGUUUUGCAAAGCUUCUGACCCUACAGUCUGCAAGUGUUUGAAAGGGUUUAUACCCCAGUCAGGCAAGGAAUGGAGCAAACGAAACUGGACAAGAGGUUGUGUGAGGGAAACCCCAUUGUCUUGUGGGAGACGCACAAAUACAUCAGUCUCGUCAAUGGGGAAGAAAGAUGGGUUUUGGAAGAUGGAGAACUCCAAAAUACCUGAUUUUCAUGAAUAUCUGACAUCUUUAUCUGACGAUGUGAAUGAGGACUGUAAGACACAGUGCUUGAGUAAUUGUUCUUGUCUGGCUUAUGCGUAUGUCUUCAAUAUAGGGUGUUUGGUAUGGUCCAAAGACCUCAUUGAUAUACAGGAGUUUAGCUCUGGCGGUGAAGAUCUUUUUAUUCGGCUAGCACAUACAGAUUCAGGUUAUGGAAAGCGGACAAAACUAAUUGUCAGCCUCACAGCUAUUUUUGUCAUUAGUAUUCUGGGUUUCAUAGUGUUCGGUUUGCACAGGUUCUCAGCUAGAAAGAAGGGUAAGAGUUUGAGUUACAGAGGAAACAUAAUAGUAACAACUAAGCACUUUGAGUCAAUUGAUACGACUGAGACUUCAAGUGACACUCUUCUAGAAUGUAUAAGAGAGCACGAUCGGGCAGAGCAAUUCAUGUAUAAUUAUGAUAGCAUCUUAAUUGCAACAAACAAUUUCAGCUCCACAAACAAACUCGGCGAAGGAGGAUUUGGCCCUGUUUAUAAGGGUAAGCUACAAGAAGGGAAGGAAAUAGCAGUAAAAAGACUAUCUCGUAGCUCAGGACAAGGAGUAGAAGAGUUCAAGAAUGAGAUGUUGUUGAUCUCCAAACUUCAACAUAAAAAUCUUGUUAAGAUCAUGGGUUGCUGUGUCACAGAAGAUGAAAAGUUACUGAUUUAUGAAUUCAUGGAAAACAAAAGCUUGGAUACCCUUCUGUUUGAUCUGUCAAGAAGAGCGGAGCUCAAUUGGGCCAGACGCUUCAAUAUUAUUCAGGGUGUUGCUAGAGGACUUCUUUAUCUUCAUCAUGAUUCUUGUUUGAAGGUAAUACAUAGAGAUUUGAAGGUCAGCAAUAUUCUCUUGGAUGAAAAAAUGAAUCCAAAAAUUUCAGAUUUUGGAUUGGCACGAAUUGUUCAAGGGACACAGGAUCUAGAAAAUACUCAGAAGGUUGUGGGAACACGUGGCUACAUGUCUCCGGAAUAUGCCAUGGGAGGGAUAUUUUCUGAAAAAUCUGAUGUCUAUAGUUUCGGAGUCUUGGUAUUGGAGAUUAUUAGCGGUAGGAAGAAUAACAGCUUCUAUUACAAUGACCAACUGCCAAGCCUCCUAGCUUAUGUAUGGCACUUGUGGAGUGAAGGCAGGGGAUUAAAGUUAGUAGAUGAAGUAUUGGCUGAUUUAUAUUCGUCAACAGAAGUAAUGAGAUGUCUGCAGAUUGGGCUUCUUUGUGUACAAGACAAUGCUGUGGAUAGGCCAAGCAUGUCGGAAGUAGUUCUCAUGCUAAGUAGUAACACAGACAGUCCACAACCUAUGAAGCCUAUAUUCACUUUCCACAACGCAGUCUCUCCUUCUCAACCACAGUAUGUGAAAAGUACUUGUUCAGGAAAUGAAGCUACCAUAACGAUAAUCGAAGGGCGAUAGAUAAUAACAAAUUGUUGCAUAUCAAAUAGGUAUCCUGCCUACACAAUUCCAUAGCAGACAGACUUUAUUUGUAGCUACAUGCCAUGCUCACCAUCAUCCAUAUGGUGGCUACAUGUAAAAAAUAUCCAUUCAGAUUCUGUAGAUUAAACUGCUUUUCAGGUCAAUCAUUAUUCAAUGUUGUAUUCAAUUUAGAUGUUUGGAAAACAAGGAGUUGAAGUUUUGGUAUUCUUUAUGAAAUGGUUGGGAGUUGAGUAUGCAAUUGA